Myripristis murdjan (pinecone soldierfish) is the source of this 1028-nucleotide messenger RNA. It is a transcript of the gene drc12, whose product is annotated as dynein regulatory complex subunit 12 homolog. The record is from RefSeq and is a predicted model, not a curated record. Lineage: Eukaryota; Metazoa; Chordata; Actinopteri; Holocentriformes; Holocentridae. Bases 51 to 656 code for a protein of 201 amino acids. The transcript has 6 exons.
UGUGUGUAGUAUGCUCACGGGACUACAGCAAGUACAGCAGAGGAGCAGACAUGCCUCCAAAGAAAGUGGGGAAAACAAAAAUAAAAAACACCACGAGGGAGAAAACAGAAAAAAGUGAAAAUGACUUGGAAGCAAAGUACCGGCGCAGUAUUCUGGAUAUAGCUGUUCUACAGGAUCAUCUUGCCUUACGGUGUGAUUCACUAGUGAAGGCCCGAUCUGAUAGCAUCGACCUGAGGGGACGGAUGAGAGCCAUGGAGCUGAAGCUGCAGCACGAGAGACAGGACAACAGGGACGUCAACUCAGUCCUCAGUCGCCAGUACAUGACCAUGCAAGCAGAGCUGACCAGCAAGGUGAAGAGGCUGGAGGAGGAGGUCAGCCGGCUCAGGGAGCAGCUCGGCUUGUGUCAGGAGGAAUUGAGGACAGAGAAAAGACAGCGUGAAGUUGUGGAGAGGGAGAAGGACGCCACCAUAGCUGACCUCCGACACAAGCUGGACGGCAUGGAGACGGACUGUGAGAGGAUUCUGCACGACACCCUCGACAGCCUGACAUCCCAGCUGUCUGUGGCUCGCCAGGGAUGGGAGGACAAGAGCACAGACAUUCACCAAAAAUACAAGGACCUGCUUAGCGGCUUUGGGCUGAAUGCACUGGACAUCUAACUCACAAAGUCCCGUCCCACACGAAUGUUUUGCUCUCUUUCACAGGUGUCGGUGAGCCAAACUUGUAUAAUGUUGUAUCUUCAUUUGGCCUUACUUUAACCUGUUUCAGCUGACAUCCUAUGACAGCAACUUUUCAAUUUCCUUCACCUACCAGACAAAUGGAUAUUUUAUUAUAUAAUUUGUGUCCACCAGAGUGCAUAAGAGAUUCAGUUAUCAAUGCUUAUAUUGGAUACUGCAUGAUGUAAUGCCUGUAAUUCUGUGAAACGUCCACUAGGUGUAGCAAAUGACUGUUCCUGGUGUGAGAUAUGGCGAUGAGGCUGUCCCAUAUACCCAGAGGUUAUUUCAGUAUUUUUGAAUAUAUGUAUGGUCCAU